AUGAUUUCGACCGCACAGUUGGAACGACUAAAUAGGCCAGGCUACCCGCAAGAAAUGGUUCCGGUAUGCGUCGAAAGCCUGAUCAAGGAGGUCUUCAACGGCGCCACGAUCGCCGAAUGCCUCUAUAGCCUUGUCCAAGAGCGAGACUUUCCCGUCACCCUGAAACCUUUUCCCACCUACUCAAAGGCCAUUGAUGUCAGCAUCACUCGGAUGUUUACUGUUGCUUACGUCGGUGUCUCCGCAAUAGCUAUUGGAGCGGAUUUGAUCCUAUUGCUCACCGUGAAAUCUGAACCGUACAAAGCCCUGCGUAAAUUCUUCUACUGGAACGUGUUUCACCUUGGAGUCGACGUCACGGUAAUACUGAUCUUCUCCGUCGCUACCCUCACGAAGUACGACGUCAACGAGGCUUUCGUUUCCAUGCCACAAUUUAUGUUCGUUGCGACGGCAUUGCGAGCAUCUAUCCUUUGCAGCUUGUACAGAACCUUCCAAAUGUAUUCGCCGGGGUCAGGCAACGCUGAGAAUGAAGGUCCGCUUGUACAUGUGCGACGUGCAAGCGCCGCUUCUGGGGCAAAUUGACCCAGCAGUAGAUGCGGAGA
This is a messenger RNA of Dermacentor andersoni, 596 nucleotides long. RefSeq lists its product as uncharacterized. Lineage: Eukaryota; Metazoa; Arthropoda; Arachnida; Ixodida; Ixodidae. The record is from RefSeq and is a predicted model, not a curated record.